GCCGGGACAAAAUAGAGCCGAGAUUUGGGGCUUUGGCGCCUGCUUCCUCCCUUUUUUACUCCAAAAGCCCAGGGCACUGCAUCCACUCGAGACAUGUAGCUCGUGUGCGAGCAGAAAGGCGAUAUUAGCCUUCGCUCCUUAUUUUAGCAGCAUCCUUUUACGAUAACAACAUAAUGAGGCUCGCACUAUCGGAGGAAAAAUAACCAAAAUGUGGAUACCUACAGAGGAGGAGAAAAUCGGAGUUGUGAUCUGCAACUUCCGGUCGCCGAUAUGUCAGGCCUUGGUACUGGAGAUAGGGGAGACUGUACAGAUCCUGGAGAAGAGCGAAGGAUGGUACAGAGGCUUUUCCACCAAGAAGCCUUCCAUCAAGGGCAUCUUUCCAGCCAGCUAUGUCCACCUGAAAAAAUCCACCGUGAUCAACAGAGGGCUGUGUGAGACGGUGGUGCCCCUGGAGGACCCCAUCAUCACAGAGACCACCUCCACACUGCAGGAGUGGGGGGUGCUCUGGAAACAGCUCUAUGUGAAACACAAGGUAGACCUGUUUCAUAAACUACGUCAUGUGAUGAAUGAGCUGAUUGACCUGCGCAGACAGCUGAUACAAGGCCACCUCGCACAAGACCAAACGAGAGAGAUCAAACGCCACAUCACCGUGCGCCUCGACUGGGGAAAUGAACACCUUGGUUUAGACCUUGUUCCCAGAAAGGACUUUGAGAUGGUGGACCCAGAUCAAAUCAGUGUCUCAGAGCUCUAUAAAAUGCACGUCUCCAGCCGACACUGUGGCCAACAGAGCACAAAUCAGGGUGACAGCACAAAACAGCGGCAUGGUGACAGUUGCCGUGUCCCAGUGUCUCACCAUCUCUUCAUCAACCUGAAGAGCUUCACCUAUAACAGCAUCAGUGAAGAUGCAGACGUGUACUUCUCCCUGUACGACACACGAGAGGCCAAGCAGAUCAGUGAGAAGUUUAUGGUGAAGCUCAACAAAAAUGGAGGACCAAAGAAUCCUGAGAAAGUGGAUCGACUGUGUGCGCUCUUUACGGACCUAAGCAGUAAAGACUUGAAGAGAGAGCUCUACAUAGUUGCACAUGUCAUAAGAACUGGUCGGAUGCUGCUGAAUGAUUCAAAGAAAGGGCCUCCCCAUGUGCAGUACAGACGACCUUAUGGCUGCGCUGUUCUGGCCAUGAGCGAUGUUUUCCACACCAUCACAGAUCUGAAAGAGGAGAAAGACUUUGUACUCAAGGUUUACACAUGCAACAAUGAAAACGAGUGGUACCAAAUACACGAAAACAUCAUCCGCAAGUCCAACACAAAGUACUCCGCUCCAAGCACAAACUAUGGCCUGAUCAUCUCUCUACAGCUGCUGAGGGGCGAGCUGGAGCAGAUCCGAAGAGAAAACCAAGCCGUCUUCAACCGGGCCCUGGCUCUAACGCGUAAACUAGGCUUCCCAGAUGUCAUCCUGCCCGGUGACACACGAAAUGACCUGUACUUGACCCUGGAGAGAGGCGAGUUUGAGAGAGGAGGAAAGAGCGUCCAGAAAAACAUUGAAGUAACAUUAUACGUCCUGUACGCUGAUGGAGACACACUCAAAGACUGCAUUAGUUUGGGCACUGGUGAGCCCAACACGUCUGAGUACCGCUCGUUUGUCCUGUACCACAACAACAGCCCGCGCUGGAGUGAGAUGGUCAAGCUGCCCAUCCCCAUCGACCGCUUCAGAGGGUCCCACUUGCGCUUUGAGUUCAGACACUGCUCCACUAAAGAUAAAGGAGAGAAGAAACUAUUUGGUUUUGCAUUCACUCCUCUCAUGAGGGAAGACGGGACCACUUUGUCAGAUGAGGUCCAUGAGCUGUAUGUGUAUAAGUGUGAUGAGAAUGCCACCUUCAGUAACCAGGGCCUGUACCUGAGCCUGCCCUGCUGUAAAGAGGACUUUAACAGCUGUGCGAACCUCCCAGCCAAUCUGCCCUUUCAGAGAAGUCCCAAAGAAACCUUCUGGGUCUCAACCAUCCUCUGCUCCACCAAACUCACACAGAAUGUGGACCUCCUCGCACUUUUGAAUUGGAAAGCCCACCCCGACAGAGUGUUGGACAUCCUGGGACGACUGCGUCAGAUCAGUGGAGAGGAGAUUGUCAAAUUCCUGCGUGAUGUUUUGGACACUCUUUUCUGUCUCCUUGAUGACAACACUGAUAAAUAUGGACCAUUGGUUUUCCAGUCAUUGGUUUUCAUCAUUAACUUGCUCAGGGACAGCCGCUUCUACCACUUCAGACCUGUCAUGGACGCCUACAUCCAGAAUAAUUUCGCUGGGGCAUUAGCAUACAAAGAAUUGAUCCGAUGUCUGAAGUGGUACAUGGAUCGAUCAGCCGAGGUUGUUAGGCAGGACCACAUCCAAGAGGCAAUGAGGGCGUUGGAGUACCUGUUCAAGUUCAUAGUGCAGUCUCGGAUCCUGUACUCGCGGGCCACCUGUGGGAUGGAGGAGGAGCAGUUCCGAGCCAGUAUCCAGGAACUCUUCCAGUCUAUCCGCUUCGUCCUCAGUCUGGACUCCCGGAGCUCAGAGAAUCUGGUCUUCACACAGUGUAGAGGUGUGAACAGAUGCAUGGCUCUCUAUGUUCAUUCUCCUGGGUUUUCUUACAUCUCAGCUGCCCUACUGAACAGCUUCCCCGAUAUUUUUGAUGAGCUGCUGCAGAUGUUCACCGUGCAGGAGGUGGCGGAGUACGUGAGGGGCACUCUGGGGAGCAUGCCCAGUACUGUGGACAUCGGACAGUCUAUGGACGUGGUCAAGCUGCAGUCCAUCGCCCGCACUGUUGAAAGCAGGCUGUUCUUUUUCCCAGAGUCUCGCAGCAUCUUGUUACCUGUAGUCCUGCACCACAUACAUCUGCAUCUGCGCCAGCAGAGGGAGCUACUCAUUUGUUCAGGGAUCCUGGGCAGCAUAUUCUCCAUCAUAAAGUCAAGCUCUAUGGAGUCAUCAGUGCAGGAGGAGGUGGAGAUGAUGGUGGAGAGUCUUCUGGAUGUACUGCUGCAGACCCUUCUGUCCAUCAUGAGCAAAUCGCACUCAGUGGAGACAUCUAGAGGACAACGCUGCCCCCAGUGUACAGCCGAGAUAACUGGGGAGUAUGUGUCUUGUCUUCUGUCUCUGCUCCGGCUGAUGACAGAGCUCCACUUCCAUCAUUUACUCAACAACUUCCACAGCAAAGAGGAGCUUAAGGAGUUUUUAUUGAAAAUCUUCUGUGUAUUUCGAAAUCUGAUGAAACUUACAAUCUUCCCUCGAGAUUGGAGUGUGAUGAGGCUCCUAACCAGUCAUAUCAUUGUGGUGACAACACAGUUCCUGUCUCCAGCUCUGCACAAAAACUUCUCAGAGGCUGAUUUUGAUUUUAAGGUGUGGAACUCCUUCUUCAGUCUGACUGUACUGUACAUCAACCAGCCCAGUCUACAGCUCGAGUCUUUGAGUCCAGCUAAAAGGAAGAAACUCUUUGACAAAUAUGGAGAUAUGCGAGUUGUCAUGGCCUACGAGCUUUAUAGCAUGUGGCAGAAAUUAGGUGACAACAAGCCCCAUUUCAUCCCAGGAAUGAUGGGUCCUUUCCUUGGUGUUACUCUAGUGCCUCAAACAGAGGUCCGGAAUAUCAUGAUCCCAAUUUUCCAUGACAUGAUGGACUGGGAACAACGGAAAAAUGGCAACUUCAAGCAGGUGGAGGCUGAGCUGAUGGAUAAACUGGACAGCAUGGUAUCAGAUGGGAAAGGGGACGAUAAUCACAGAGAGCUCUUCAGUCUGCUGACACAAUUGUUUGGUCCUUAUCCAAGUCUGUUGGAAAAAAUUGAGCAAGAAACGUGGAGAGAAACAGGGAUCUCAUAUGUUACGUCAGUCACAAGACUAGUUGAACGGCUACUAGAUUACAGGGACUGUUUGAAAGGAGAUGAGAUGGAGAACAAGAAGAUCGGAGGUUCAGUCAACCUAAUGAACUUCUACAAGUCAGAGGUGAAUAAGGAGGACAUGUAUAUCCGUUACAUCCACAAAUUGUGUGACCUCCAUCUCCAAGCAGAAGACUUUACAGAGGCAGCCUUCACUCUGCUGCUGUACUGGGAGCUGUUGCAGUGGGAGGACCGGCCUCUUCGAGACUUCCUACACUAUCCCUGUCAGAGCGAGUGGCAGCGCAAAGAAAACUUGAGCCGCAAAAUACUGCACUACUUCAACAAGGGCAAGUGUUGGGAAUAUGGGAUCUCGCUGUGCCGGGAGCUGGCUUUCCAAUAUGAAAACUUAUACGAUUAUCAGAGCCUCAGCUGGAUACGAAAAAUGGAGGCAGCAUAUUACGACAACAUCAUUGAGCAGCAGAGGAUUGAACCAGAGUUUUUCCGAAUGGGUUUCUACGGCCGCAAGUUCCCCUUCUUCCUCAGGAACAAAGAGUUUGUCUGUCGUGGUUAUGACUAUGAGCGACUUGAAGAUUUCCAGCAAAGGAUGCUGGGAGAAUUCCCACAAGCCAUUGCCAUGCAGCACCCCAAUCAACCUGAUGACACCAUUCUACAAAGUGAUGCACAGUACUUGCAGAUCUACGCCGUGACUCCAGUGUCGGACAUCUCAGACGUUCCUCAACUGGAGCGCGUCCCGGAGAGGAUCAAAAGCUUCUACAGAAUAAAUAAUGUCUCCCGUUUUCACUAUGACAGGCCUUUCCACAAGGGCCCCAAAGACAGAGAGAAUGAGUUUAGGAGUCUCUGGAUUGAAAGGACAACCCUGAUACUUUCCCGUCCUCUGCCUGGUAUCUCCCGCUGGGCCGAGGUGGAGAGAAGAGAAGUGGUGGAGGUGAGCCCGUUGGAGAAUGCCAUUUAUGUGGUGGAGAAUAAGACCCAAGAGCUUCGGACUCUCAUUAGCCAGUACCAGCACAGACAGCAUCAUGGUAACAUCAAUCCCCUCAGCAUGCUCCUCAACGGGGUCAUAGACGCAGCUGUGAAUGGAGGCAUCGCUAGAUAUCAGGAGGCAUUCUUUGAUAAGGACUACAUCAGCUGUCAUCCAGAGGACACAGAGAGAGUCACACAGCUCAAAGAUCUCAUGCAGGAACAGGUCCACAUUCUCGGGGUCGGUUUGGCCGUCCAUGAGAAACUUGUGCACCCAGAAAUGAGACCACUGCACAAAAAACUGGUGGACCAGUUCCACAUGAUGAGGACAAGUUUACACCACGGAGUGCCAGGGGUGGACCGGUUUGGACCUGCCGGCUGCACAGGAGUGAACUCUCCCAGAGGAGUCCUAUCCACCCACAGUCACAUGAGUCCAGAGAGCAUCCGACUAAUGCACAGACACAGCCCUUUAAAUCUACAGGGUUCUAUCCGCCACUCCUCCUCCUCUCUGUCCUCCCACACAUCCAGUGAGGCCGGGAACCUGGUCAUCAUGACGGAUGGGCUGAUGGGGGAGCACCCUGAGGAAGCCAUGCACAUGCAGCCAAGUCCUUCCUCCUCUAGUCUGAGCUCAAUUCGCUCAAACUCUUCCCAGAUUAUUAACUCUGCACCUUCCAGUGCCAGAGGAUCUCCAUCUCUGCCGGACAAAGCCAAACACAACCGAGAAGUGAUGAUGCUGCUGCCUUCUCACCGCGAAAGGGCAAACAACAUGUACUACAACAUGGCUGAGAAUGGACAGAACAACCACAUGCAGCGUGCCUUAAUUCAGCAAGUCAGUCCCUGUAAGCCGUGCACCGAUCCUCAUAUGAACCUGCAAGAGAAAGUCUUUACAAAUACUCAGAACAGCUGGAGUUUGGAUGGAGAUAACAGAGAGUCCUAUAUGCCCCCUUCAACUGGAGGUUCCAUAAUGCCCCCAGCUCCACCCAGAUCCUUUCCACAAGGACACUUCCUGAUGCACUGUGAUGCAUUCCACCACCAGAGCACCGAGCCCCCUCCUGCUCUGCCUGUGCGCUCUCUCAGAAAGUCUCCGCUCCACCCGAUUCCUGGUUCACCGACCAGCCCUCAGUCGGCACUAGGGGGCAGUAACUCCACUUUAUCAGGGAGUGCAAGCAGUGGUGUGUCCUCCCUGAGUGAGAGUAACUUCGGGGGCCAAUAUCCGGAGCCUGGUCCCAUCAGAAAUGAUGCACUGGAGCCUCUCCCCAGUCACCUGUGGUCCCCCCCAGACGAGUACAUGUCCUCCCCUUACCUCCACAUACACUAUGGGGGAUCAGAGUUAGAGCCUGUGGACCCAGUGCGACCCUUCCACUACCGGAGCCCCACGUCCCACCCGCACACCCAUCAGCACCCACACUCUCACCCUCAUGCCCAUCCUCACCCCCAUGCUCACCCUCACAUGGGACUGGACACAGGGCACUCACACGGACCUCCGCCCGCGCAUCACCACCCCACCCCCCAUGGACCACAUCACAUCCCCUACCGCAGACCUCAGCCUCCUCCAGCGGUCCCACCCAAACCUUACCUGAGAGAGGGGUGCAUCCCAGAGGAGGAGCUAGCCCCUCAGCCCAUCCCGCUGCCCAGACGAAUCUUCCACUCACCCCACAGCCACAGGGACGACGGGGUCAAACACGCCUGGGAGACGUGCAUCAGUGAGGAGCACGAGGAGGCGCAGUGAUGGGGCUGGAUUCAUCCAAAAGUAUGAGUCUUGUUUUCGUUCCUUUAUCUGCAAAGACACAGGCACCAGAGCCAACUGUGUUGGUGCAGAUUAGGGAAACAAACAGCUCUAAAAAGAUGAUCAACUGUUUCUGCUCCAGUGAGUUUAUGUGUUGAUGAAGACACUGACUGUUCAGACCUGAACAUGAUUGUACACAACUGUACAACUAGUUUGUGAGCAUGUUUUCCAUUUGAGAUAAACUCCACUGUUUUGUGAAAGAUGACAAUAUGACCAUACUCACAAUUGUUGGUGCAGCUGUUGCCGCUCUUCAUUUAGCUUUGUCAUUUUGCACCACAAUGCAACACAGAUGGCUCUUUUUACAGUCCAGUGACUUUUGUGCUUAAAGCUACAUUUACAGUAUAGAAUAUCCUUAUUUUGAUAAAUUUGCUACAUUGUAGUGUUUUCAAAAGCGUAUCUCCAUAAUGUUUUUAAAACACUGUUAAGUGCUCCUUAAUAGUGAGUCAUAUCAGUGGUGCACUCUGAUGCUGCCAGCUCCAUAACCUGCAGGUCCUGGGACAUUACAGUCACUGGUGAAUAUUCAUCCAUACAAAGUGUAUGGACACAAUAUGAAUGUAUUUAGAUGAGAUGUUAUUUAUAUUGCACAAGAUGCAAAACUGGAUUUUGUUCAAGUGCUUUAAGUCUCUGUAGACGUGUGUACUUGUUCCUUUUGUGAGACGGGAGAUUGGAGCAAAUAAAGUGGAGGAGUGGACAGAGUAAUGAUUGUUACAGCUCGGACAUAAAGAAGAUCUCACAUGAGGACUCUUACCUUUAGCACCUGCGGGACACAAACAUAGCAGCACAUCUGUCUCUGCUUCCUUCAUCUUUCCUCUCGACUGUGUAACAGUGAGGGCUAUCGUGGACAGGCGCGGGCCAGUGUCAGACAUGCCUACUACCUGCCUUAAGUGCACUCAACGCAGUUUCACCUCUCACCUGGACAUUCACCAACACUACUCCUUAUGUGCUCAGUGGUGGAAAAAAUGGAUCUGCCUACUUACAUUUCUCUAUGGUUUUGUUCCGCUUUGGUUACAGAUUGUUGUUUGAUUUGUUGCGCUGAUAUUUCUCCUUCUGCCUGCAGCAGUUUUCAGUCAUUUAGUUUAUGUGGUAACUAAUUAUGUGUUUGCAAAAGCCCAGAGUGAGUGCAUGGUUUUACUUUAGUGACAUGGAAGCGGAGUGCUGUAUGCUCGACGAUGCAGAACAAGCUGGAAGGAUAUAGCUAAUAUUUUACAGUUGUUUUCCUGCAGGUGGAUGCUUUGUGUUACUGUACAUCAAGUUGUCAGCUGACUAGACAACAUCUAUUUUUGUAUGUAGGGUCAUCAGUGUGUGACAUAUCUCAGACAGAGAGAAGGUACUGCAUAGGCUGCUGUACUUUGAAUCAGAAUGAGGAUAGAGUAUAUAGAUUAGUGAAUAUUUAUGAGUAUUUGAAGGAAUGCUUAUGGGUGAAGAGAUACUCACAAUAUAGGUACAAUAGAAUUUUUGUAAAUCUGUUAUUGUACAUACUGCAGUAUUGUGAAAUAUUUUUGAGAAUUAUUGCCAAUGCCCCAAAAGCGUUUAUUGUUGUUUUGUGUAUAUACAUGUAAUCCAGAGAUUAAUGUAAUUGAUAAAUAUCUAUAAUUGGUGUUUGGAAAAAGGACAAAUCCAUCUGGCUGUGGCUGUCUCCACUGUUCUACUCAUAGAAAUCCUUUAUACACUUUUCAAUGUGCUUUCCUGUACAUAUGGUGUUAGCAUGAUCAAACAGUGUUUGGUUGUAAUAGUGGUUUUCCUACUCCCAUAACUGCUGUGGUAUGGAACUCAUUAACAAUACCAAACAUUAAAGACAAUCUUUUAUCAGCA
Messenger RNA from Periophthalmus magnuspinnatus, 8410 nucleotides. Its product is annotated as dedicator of cytokinesis protein 3-like. Gene Ontology annotation, cellular component: cytoplasm; plasma membrane. The record is from RefSeq and is a predicted model, not a curated record. Lineage: Eukaryota; Metazoa; Chordata; Actinopteri; Gobiiformes; Gobiidae. The transcript is spliced from 55 exons. The coding region runs from base 209 to 6541 and encodes 2110 amino acids. Gene Ontology annotation, molecular function: guanyl-nucleotide exchange factor activity; small GTPase binding. Gene Ontology annotation, biological process: small GTPase-mediated signal transduction.